UGGUUUUGAUUUGACCUUCACUAGUAGCCUUUAUUAAAGGGAGACGAGGUUGUCAGUGCUGUUUGCGUAGGGGGAUCCGCGUGGCAUGCUGCAACGCCAUGACGCAAUUCACACUCUCCCUACUGCAACACAAUAAAAUAUGUAUCACCAGAGUGCCGAGGAUGGGAUGCUUCUUUGGGUGUAAAUAUCAGAUAAAUGGUGAAGAAGGGAGGGGGGUGUGGCAUUGACCAUCACCCAUUCACCAAAACAAUACACGCCCAGAGCUCGUGCAUUUGUGGCGUAAAAAGCCGUGCCGGGGACCAGGGUUGGUCACUGUCAGUCUGCUCUUUCUUGGACUCUCGCUGGGUGCACAGGCCGUCGGCAUCCCGCCGUGCUCCGUCCCUCCGCAGGCUCCGGGCUGCACGCAGGGAUCCUCAUCGCAUUACGCAGAUUUGAAGCCUGGAUGCAGAGCGAACCAAAACCAAUGGCCUGCACAUGAAGAUGCGAUAACUACGAUACGAUUUAAGACAUGUUAGCGCCAUGAGUGUUGGGAAAGAGAUUGAAUGCCUUUAAAAUCUCAAGGCUGUGAGCCCUGUGCAGGGUGGUGAUGAGCAACCAGGGCAGCAGCAGCAGGGGAAGUGGCCAGCAUGCUGACACUCCUCCCUCCCGUCACACCCCUGGACCCAAGCUGCAGGUGCAGCGCUCCCUCUCUCGUGACAUCAUCACCAUCCACUUCUCUGCUCUGGGGAAGGAGGAAGACGACGAGGAAGAGGGGCUCUACGGCCUACCUCUUGGAUCUGCUGGGGCUAAGUCCGAGCUUGAUGAUGCAGGGGUACCUCAAGGUCUAGAAGCUUCAGGGGCUGACGACCAGUCUGUCGCCACAGCCUUGGAAGCAAAAGAGGAGCUGCUAUUUGAAGCUGCCGGUUUGGAGAUGUCCUCUGGAGCUGCUGUGCUCCCCGUUUCAUCCACCACCCUGUAUGUGCAUUCUUCAGACCUUCACUCACACACACCCUCUCCAGCUGUGACUAUUAUCCCCACUUCCACGCACCCCCACCUGAGCUCCACCCCUCCUGCCAGCUCCUCCUGGCCCUCUGACCAACCCUCAGCCAAUCCCUCAUCCACAAGCUCUAGCUCCUCCUCCCCUUGCAAGUCUGCAGCGCUGUCUUCCUCCAAGCCUUUCCUCAGCCUGGUCAGGUCCUUGUCCAAUGAUGUUGAGUCUCGCGAAACCACUCCUGCACCCACCACUGUCGCACCAUCGCACGCGCGCCACCGUCACUUAAUGAAAUCUUUUGUGAAAUCUCUUUCCACGGACACUUCGAAGGCCGAACAUCAGGAAGGGCCCCUUCAUUACUAUCUUCACCACCAGCCUCAUCAGCAACAGCAAGUGCAGACAUCCCAGCGGCCUCCACCUCGCAACAUGCAACUUUUCAAACAGUUCUCCCAGCCUCGAUUGUGCUCCAGCCCGGUCAUUGUCAAGAAAGCAGGUGGAGACUCUAAAACAGCCCCUUCUUCCCCCAUCAGGUCCCCAGAUGGUAGAUCUUUCUUCAAGGUCCAAGAGGUGGAAGCCAGGAUAGAGGAUACUAAGCGCCGGCUGUCAGAGGUAAUGUCAGACCCCCUCCAGCUUUUUAGUAAGAUCAUGGGGGAUGAGUCUGGCGUGGGAGUUGUUGGGAGUUCUACUCAUCGUGCCAAAUCACUGUCCUCCAGUGCGUCAGAGCUCAGCGGAGUGACAGCGGUAAACGGACACACAGAAAGUAACAACAACUAUAGCAUCAAGGAGGAGGAAGGGGCAGAAGAGGAAGAAACCCCCAUGGACAAGGGCCCUGACUCUGUUUUUUUCUCCUUCCCAUCACUGGCACAAGCCCCAGCCCUCGCCCAGGCCUCCUCAUCCACUUUUCCAAAGUCUCCUUCUCUUACUCUAGGCCGCUGCUCUAUGUCGGCCCUGGUUGCUCGACAGGAAGACGAGGAUUUUUGUGAACUGUACAGUGAAGACUUUGAGAUAUGUACAGAUACAGAAACGCCAGAUGGAGAUUGCACCGGGUCCCGGCAGCCCCAUACUGGUAGCACUGGGUUGUGUAGUGAACUUGACACAGAGGAGGAGGAGAAAGAGGAGGAGGAGGAGCUUGAGACUGUGCCUGUGACUGGCCUCAUCUUCCUGACACAGUUGGUUUACUGGUACAUAGUCCUUCCAGUGCCACCUUAUGUAUGUGCGGUGGUGCAUGGGAUAGUAGCUGGGUUCAUGUUGGCCUUGGUGGUCCUUUGGCUGUCUUCUCCUGGAUGUUCCUCAUCAGGGACCAGAAGAUGGAGACGAAGGAAAGAGCACUGGAAUGUGGCCCAGUUGGAUAUCAAAGAACCUGGAACCUUCAAGGGCUGGAUGAAUGAGAUCCACUGCUACGACCCGGAGAUGUACCACGCCACCCUGACCCACUCUGUUUACGUCCGUCUAGAAGGCUCUGUCCUGCGUAUGUCCAAGCCUAACCGGAACAUCUCCCGUCGUGCCACACACAACGAGCCUAAACCGGAUGUCACCUACAUCAGCCAGAAGAUCUAUGACCUGACAGAUAGCAAGAUUUACCUGGUGCCCCAAAGCUUGGCUAGGAAGAGAGUUUGGAACAAGAAGUACCCCAUUUGCAUUGAGCUGGCCAAGCAAGAGAACUUCAUGUCCAAGGCCCAGGUAGAGAAGCCCGAAGCUGGGGAGGAGAAACUAACAGGGCUGGGUGAGAAGCUGGAGCAAAUGGAAAAAUGCGAGAAAGUUGAGGUAUCUGGGUCAGCAGAGGAACCCAAAAGACCAACCUCUGGAGGGGUGGAUCUGACUAUCUACCUGUUUGGGAGGACGGGGCGGGAGAAGGAAGAGUGGUUCCGUAGAUUUCUGCUGGCAUCCCGAAUAAAGUCAGAAGGAAAAGGUGGUAGUCUGCCUAGCAUCUGCAAGAGUGCCUUCUUGCCCUCCCGCAGUAGCAGCACCCAAUCUGGUGGAGGCCUGGAGGCUGACAGCAGGAGCAGCAGCCGAGGUAGCCUGGAGGAGCUGCCUCAGUCUCGCCACAGAGAGACCUCCUCUGCUCCCUCCUGUGGCUAUACUGGGGUGAUGAAGCAGAAGAUGCUGUUGGACUAUAAUGUCUACAUGGCAAAAUAUGUCAACCCCCAGGCCCCAGAGAAAAGCCCAACUGCCACCGACAGCCCUGGGCCCAGCCCCGAGAGCAGCCCCACAACUACCAAAAAGAUACGCAAAAGUUCAGAGGAGACGGUGGAGCCUGAGGCCUGGGUCAACGCUUUUGUGGGAAGGAUGUUCUGGGACUUCCUGGGAGAGAAAUACUGGGCCAAUGUAGUCUCCAAAAAGAUCCAGAUGAAGCUCAGUAAGAUCAGGCUGCCAUAUGUUAUGAAUGAGCUGACUUUGACAGAGCUAGACAUGGGCUUUUCCAUUCCUAAGAUCCUUCAUGCCUCCAAACCCUCUGUGGACCACCAAGGUUUGUGGUUUGAUCUGGAAGUCUCCUAUACGGGCUCCUUCCUCAUGACACUAGAGACCAAGAUGAACCUGGCCCGUCUGGGGAAAGAGGGGGAGGGGCUUGGGGAGCACGGAAAAGAGUGGCCCAGGCCACGGACAUACUGUCUGGCAGACAGCGAUGAGGAGUCGUCUAGUGCCGGCUCAUCGGAUGAGGAGGACCCCCCUGAACUCCUCAGUGACAAAGCCAUUCUUCCUGGCGCCGAGGGCUACGUGGGAGGCCACAGGCCCAGCAAGAUCAUGCGCUUUGUGGACAAGAUAGCCAAGUCAAAGUACUUUCAGAAAGCCACAGAGACGGAGUUCAUUAAGAAGAAGAUGGAGGAGGUGUCCAACACGCCCCUGCUGCUCACCGUGGAGGUGCAAGAGUUCCGUGGGACGCUGGCUGUCAACAUCCCUCCUCCCCCCACGGACAGAAUAUGGUAUGGUUUCCGGAGUCCGCCUCACCUGGAGCUAAAAGCACGGCCAAAACUGGGUGAGAGGGAGGUCACUUUAGUUCAUGUGACAGAUUGGAUUGAGAAGAAACUGGACCAGGAAUUCCAGAAAAUAUUUGUGAUGCCAAACAUGGAUGAUGUAUGGCUACCCAUAAUGCACUCUGCCAUGGACACACGUUCCAAUGCCAGCUUGGUUACUAUGACAAAUGAUGCCUUGAAGGACCCAGAACCUGAGGAGUCUGAGGUCUCUGACAUGUGAAGACUGCCUUUCAAAGUGCAUAAUGACAGACAUUUUAUCAGCAUGGUAAUAUGGCAAGUCCCCGCCCCUCUCAGAGACCCGUGGCUGUCGUAAUGGGUCAGGCCAACUCUCUAAUAUUUUUACCCAUGUUCGAGUUUCAUUGUUGCACCACUGAUGAAGUGCACUCACAAAACUUGUGUUGGGGUAACUAAACACAGGAAAAUGGAGGACAGUUGUGACUCAUAGAUUGUCAUCCAAUUGCACAGUUUUAUUUGUGUGACAUAAAAUAUUAUGAUUCAUUCUCUGAUGAAAUACAAUACAUGGGCAUGUCGAGACUAGUUAACAAAUGUGUGUGGCGAUGGAUCAACUAACAGCCAUCUGAUUCAACCAGAAGAACCAUAAUACCUGUGAUGUACAGCUGCACCAACCAUAGUAGUCGUAUGGUGCACAUUUUUGUGCGACAUUUCUAAUCAAGUGGUUUAUUGUUGCUAUAACUCUAUGAUGGUUUUGCUGAAAGCCCCUGCGUCUAUUAUUUGAUACACAUUUCACAGGGAUACCAACUCAUUGAUCAACCAUCCACACUGCUGCCUGUGCCAGUCACCCGGCACCUUUAUGCAAACAGAUAAAUACCGCUGUGUCCAUCGAAGACACGGUUCAGUUUAAAUCCACAAUGGACACUAUCAUACCAUACCUGUGUGCUUUUAACUGUGUGGUAGGGAUUAGAGUUAAAACUGACCUGAAAGGGGAGAAUUAAAACAUAGCAGCUAAACAUUGCCUAGGUCUGAUGAAUGUAUAAAUAGGAAUGCAGCUCCCUAGCUGUGCAAGGUAUAGCUCAUUCACUGACAACGUGCUUCUACACAACAUACUUCAAGACUUCUUUUCACAUUAUAUUCAGAGUUGAGCAAAAGUAAUAACUUAAUUUUUAUUGCCAAAGCAAUCUUUCAGUCCUGUCCAAAGGCGGUGUAUGAGGUAGACAGUGACAAAUUAGCAAUCAGUUAAUUAUCAUGUUCCUAUUAAGGUCAUUCCAGUGACGUGCUGCCUAAGUUUGGGCAGACUGAAACCCUUUUGUAAAUGCAUAAACUUUUUUUUUUUUAUGUCAACAGGGGAAUAUACCCACUCUUUCUAUUUAAUUAGAAUAAUUAACAUACUGGAUAUUAGCCAUAUUAUUUAAUGUCAGCAUUCAAAUGAAUGUUUUGUUGAUUUAUUGAUUUGCUGUUUCUUUCUGUACUGUACACAUUCAAGAAGAAUAUCACCAUAUCAACUAGAACAGCGAUUUUCUAAUCUGCCAUGGACGCUCAGCUGCUUUACAGACAACCUAUUUUACGUUUAAAUGUGUGCUGGCGAAGUGUAUUAGGCAGAAAGUGCCUUUAAAAUAAACAUUCCGCCGUAGUGAGCCAUCACAUUUGUUGCAUCCGUUGAGGAUAGAAAGUAUUGCUGUGCCAUUACUGUGUAUGUCAAGACAUGACCUUUGUUUCCACAAGUUUCAGUGUUCAUUUGCACAGUGACAAAAUAUUAAAUAAAAAAAAUAAAAAAUACUGUUGUGUUCAGUGAUGUCACAGAAUGUUACGGUUCUGAUCAUUGUGGAUCAAUAAAACCUUUUGCUUGGAA
Etheostoma spectabile (orangethroat darter) is the source of this 5749-nucleotide messenger RNA. RefSeq names its product testis expressed 2 (gene tex2). Gene Ontology annotation, cellular component: endoplasmic reticulum. The record is from RefSeq and is a predicted model, not a curated record. Gene Ontology annotation, molecular function: lipid binding. The transcript has 13 exons. Bases 587 to 4162 code for a protein of 1191 amino acids. Lineage: Eukaryota; Metazoa; Chordata; Actinopteri; Perciformes; Percidae.